AUGCUGGUCAACGGUGAUGCCCAGCGCCUUAACGGCGCCUCAUCGAAUCCCCUUGUCCAUGACUAUCCCCAGCCGCUCAAGAUUGCAAUCGUUGGCGCUGGCAUCGGUGGCCUGAGUGCCGCCAUUGCACUCCGCCGGCAGGGUCAUCAAGUUGAUCUGUACGAACAAUCGAGGCUCAGUAACGAGACUGGCGCCGCCGUGCAUCUGGCUCCCAACUCCAACGGGCUUCUGAGAAGAUUCGGCAUCUAUGCAGAAACCUUUGGCGCAAACCCAGCGAAUCACUUCAAGGAGAGGAACCAGCACAACCAGGGCGGCUUCGAUGUCGACAUCACCAAAUCCCAAGGCCAAUGGCAGCACCCGUGGCAGCUGGUUCACCGCGCCUACCUCCACAACGAGAUUCGUCAUGUCGCCAUUUCGGAAGACGGCGAGGGCCCUCCGGCGAAGAUCCAUGUCGCAUCCAAAGUCGUCAGCGCAGACCCUGAGAAAGGCAGUCUGCAACUAGAAGAUGGAACGACGAUCCAGGCGGACGUCGUCAUUGGCGCCGACGGCAUCUACUCCAAGACAAGAAAGUUCAUAACAGGCACCGAACACAAGCUCUUCCGCUCUGGCAAGGCCGCCUUCCGAUUCCUCAUUCCUCGUGCCGCUGCCGAACAGGACCCCAUCACCGCCCCGCUGGUUGACAAGCACAGCCAGCUCGGCAUGUGGUUCGGUACGGACAGACGUAUUGUCAUUUACCCAUGCAACGACAACCAGAUGUUGAAUUUUGUGUGCAUCCAUCCCGACGAGGAGUCUCAUGCGACUGCAAGUGAUGAGUGGAACAAGAAGGGUUCAAUUGAGCAGCUCCUCAAGGUCUACCGCGACUUUGACCCCGCUCUACUGGAAUUGAUCAAGAAGGUUCACCCAGACGAGGUCAACGUCUGGCAGUUGCUGGAUAUGGAGCCCAUGUCCACAUGGACGAACGGAAAGCUGGCACUGCUGGGCGACGCUGCACACCCCUUUACCCCUCACCAAGGCCAGGGAGCAGGUCAGGCAAUGGAGGACGCUGUUGCUCUCGCAGUCGUCUUGCCAAAAGGCACUUCUCCCGAAGACGUGCCGGAACGGCUCAAACUCUAUGAAGAAAUCCGACUCACUCGCGCACACACCAUCCAAGAGUUCUCCCGCCAAGCCGGCAAGGACAGAAUACCAGGUGCUCCGCCAGCCAUUCAAAUGAUGAACUACACAAACUACAACUUCGGUCACGACGAGUACGACCACGCAACAAAGAUCUUCAACCGCUGGCUCUGGUCUAAGAAGAAAGACCUGUACUGGCGAAUGCCCACCGGCUUCGGCCCCUUCCCCGGCCCGCGCCAGGACGCUUUCGGCUGCCGUCAGCCCAACGAUCUCGAGCGCACCUUCACCACCAUGUCCGUCAAGUUCCUCACAUCGCGCACAUUCCUCGAGACCAUCCUACCCACGGAUUCCUUCCGCUUCAAGGAGCCGGGCACCGUCUGCACCGCCUCACUCUCCGUCACCAGACUGAACAACAUGUCCUGGCUCGGCGGCGGCGGCUACAACCACCUGGGUCUGUACAUCCACGGCAUUGAAUACGUCAAGAAGGAUGGAACAUCCAUCAACGGCACGCACCUCCCCGUGCUUUUCGAGUCCCUGGCGGACCCCAUCGUCUCUGGGCGUGAGGAACUAGGCAUGCCCAAGCUCUUCUGCGACAUCGACUUCGAAGUGCAUGCUACGGCGGCUCGCGUGAGGGCCUCCUGGAGGGGCGCCACGUUCGUCGACAUCUCACUCAAGAACCUGCGCUCAGACGACCCCAAGACGGAGCACGGUACCAUCGGCGGCGAAGCGGACUAUGGUAUUCUCACUUACAGAUACAUCCCCUCCGUCGGAGAACCGGGCAAGGCGGACGCAGAGUAUGCGUGCGUCGUCCCCCACGAGAACGAGGCACGCGAUGUGCCCGCCACCGUCCACGCCGUGUCGAGGUCGUCUGAAAUUGACGUUAAGAUGGACGGACACGACUGGGAGAAGCUGCCUACGUUGCACCACGUCACCAAGUUCCUGUCCGAAAUUCCCAUCUACGAUUACGUGAGCGCCAAGGUUGUCGAAGGGACCGGCGUGCCAAAUGUCUCGUCGUGCAGGAGGAUAGAGUAA
Colletotrichum truncatum is the source of this 2142-nucleotide messenger RNA. The record is from RefSeq and is a predicted model, not a curated record. NCBI's taxonomy places the organism in Eukaryota, Fungi, Ascomycota, Sordariomycetes, Glomerellales, Glomerellaceae.